Pseudogymnoascus verrucosus is the source of this 1125-nucleotide messenger RNA. RefSeq lists its product as uncharacterized. The record is from RefSeq and is a predicted model, not a curated record. Bases 1 to 1125 code for a protein of 374 amino acids. Lineage: Eukaryota; Fungi; Ascomycota; Leotiomycetes; Thelebolales; Thelebolaceae. Gene Ontology annotation, molecular function: oxidoreductase activity. The transcript is spliced from 7 exons.
AUGGCUGUACGCACAGAACAUCAGAUAGGAGCAUGGGUGGAAAACCCUGGUCCAGAUGCCCGUGUAGUGAUUCGGGAUGACCUUCCAAUUCCUAGUCCAUCGGCAGAAGAGGUUCUCAUUAAGUUGGACUGUACAGGUGUCUGCCAUUCAGACCUGUACAGCAUUACAGGCAAGACGCCAAUGAAAGUCAAUAUUGCCGGCCAUGAAGGCAUUGGACACAUUAUUAAGGGUAGGUCUCAACGCGGUUUGCGCAUUUAUCCUACCUCCAAAUGGCUUUACACCGUCAAUGUUACCGAUUUAACUGUUGUAGCUGGCUCAAAUGUUUCUCAGGAUCUCAUUGGCAAACGAGUUGGUAUCAAGUGGCUUUACAAGUACUGUGAUGACUGCGAGAUAUGUUCCAAAGAUGUAACAUACUGUCCGAAUCAAAAGAAUCCAGGCAGGAACGUUCUAGGAACAUUUCAACAAUACAUUUGUUCUAUGGCUAAACCAUUGACUUUCAUUCCUGAUGGUAUCAGCUCUGAGCUUGCUGCCCCUCUGCUGUGUGCUGGCAUUACUAUUUACUCUGCCAUCCUAAAACUGCGUUUGAAGCCUGGCGAGUGGCUGCUCUUGCCAGGAGCCGGCGGCGGUCUUGGACAUCUUGGCGUACAAAUUGCCCAUGCGCUAGGUUUGAAAGUUAUUGCUGUUGAUAGUGGCGAGUCUAAGCGCAAAUUGUGCCUAGAGCUUGGUGCGACUCGCUUUCUCGACUUCAAAGUAGAUGACGUUGAUAAAACAGUAAAGGAGUUGACCAACGGGUACGGAGUCCACGGCGCAGUUUGCUUGGCUGGCAACAAGGCCGGAUACGCGCAAGCAAUAGCUCAACUUCGCAAUACAGGCGUUUUAGUUUGUGUUGGACUCGCGAUGGAGGAGCUACCCAUCAGUCCAUUCAUGAUGAUUGUGCGAGGUAUUAGCGUAUUUGGUUCUUCUGUCGGAACUGAGCAAGAGAUGAAGAGUUUAUUGGAAAUGGCCUCUGAAGGAAAGAUAAAAGCUAUUGUAGAUGUCUUUGACUUCCAAGAGCUCGGUGAAGUAUUGGAGAAGUUGCGAAUCAAUGGGAUUAGCGGACGAGCUGUAGUAAAACUCCCGAUUUGA